UGACAUCAUUGCUUUGCAAGAUUAGCUAGCGGCCUUUUCUACAAUUCGUAAAUUUUCAAAGAUUCUGCAGUAAAAUUUCAUUUUUUGUUUUAAAAAGAAUCCCAACUAAUAUCUGCUGUAGUGAAAGUUGAAUCAAAGAAUUCAAAAACAAUGGCAGCAGAGAUCAGUGGAAUUUUUCGUCAGGAGCUUCGUGAAUUGAUUUUGUCUUCAAAAAUCCUUGUAGUGGGUGCUGGUGGCAUUGGUUGUGAAAUUUUGAAGAAUCUUGUGAUGUGUGGCUUCAAAGACAUUGAAAUUAUUGAUCUUGACACAAUUGAUGUGAGCAACUUAAAUCGACAGUUUCUCUUCCAUAAAGAACAUGUUGGAAAAUCAAAAGCAAAUGUUGCACGAGAAACUGCAUUGAAAUUUAAUCCAAAUGUCGACAUCAAAGCUUAUCACGACAGUAUUUUUAAUACCGCAUACGGAGUGAGUUUUUAUCAACAAUUUAGCAUGGUCCUAAAUGCAUUGGAUAAUUUAAAAGCUCGAAAUCAUGUCAAUCGUAUGUGUGUAAAUGCAAGAGUUCCUUUAAUUGAAAGUGGAACAUCUGGUUACAAUGGCCAAGUUGAACUUAUCCAGAGAGGCGUCACACAAUGCUACGAGUGCACUGCUAAAGCAGCACAAAAAACUUUCCCAGGUUGCACCAUUCGUAACACGCCUUCAGAACCAAUUCAUUGCAUUGUCUGGGCAAAACAUUUGUUCAAUCAACUUUUUGGUGAGGACAACGCUGAUGAAGAUGUCUCACCUGAUACCGCUGACCCUGAAGCAUCUGGAGAAGCUGGCAAAGAUGCAAUGGUAGGAGAGUCGAAUGAACAGGGAAACAUAAAUCGAGUCAGCACUAAGCAAUGGGCUCAAAACAGCGAUUACAUGCCAGAAAAGCUUUUCAAUAAGUUUUUCUUCGACGACGUCAAUUAUUUGUUGAGCAUGUCGAAUUUAUGGAAGACACGAGCACCACCAAAGCCAAUGAAGUUUGGUGAGCUCGAUGUCAUUUCUGAUGUCAAUGAUUUAUCGCUUAACGUUGGCGUUAUUCGCGAUCAAAAAAUUUGGACAGUUGGCGAAUGUCAAAAAGUAUUCGCAGACAGCAUAAAUAAUCUCAAAUUACAAUCUCAGCAACUUAAAGAAGGCGAUCACUUAGUAUGGGAUAAAGAUGAUCAAGAUGCGAUGGAUUUUGUUACUGCUUGCGCAAAUGUACGUUCCAUGAUUUUCUCAAUUCCACAGAAGAGUCGAUUUGAUGUAAAGUCGAUGGCAGGCAAUAUCAUUCCAGCUAUUGCAACAACAAAUGCUAUAACGUCAGGCUUUGUUGUUCUACAUGCAUUUAAAGUGUUAGAAAAGAACUUUGAAUGCUGCCAAAACGUUUACAUGAGAUUAAGAGCAAAUCCUCGUAACCAAAUCUUUGUUCCAGAGAAGGAACUUUUGAAACCGAACCCCAAAUGUUAUGUUUGUGGAGACAAACCUGAAGUGAUCCUCAAAGUUGACACUGAUGUUGUAACAGUAAAGGAAUUGCGAGAUGAUAUCUUGAUAAAAGGCAUGAGUAUGGUCGAACCAGAUGUUAUGCUUGAUGGUAAAGGAAUCAUCGUAAUCUCAUCAGAAGAGGGCGAGACUGAAUGCAACGAAGGAAAAUUAUUAAAAGAACUUUCUAUUGUCGAUGGUUGCAUUUUAAAAGUUGAUGAUUUCUUCCAACAAUAUGAAUUGACAAUCACAAUUAUUCAUAAGACUGUUGGACGUGAUGAUCCUAAAUUUGAGAUUAUUGCUGAUCAAGAAGUUUUGAAACCAACAAAAGAAGAAACUUCUAGCAAAGAACCACAGCCAGGUCCUUCAGGCUUAAAUGGAGGAUCUUCAAAUGGAUCAAAACCAUAUGAAAGUGAUGAUGAUGAUGUUCUAUGUGUUGAAACAGUUCCACUCCAACCAUCAGCUGAAAAACGAAAACAUGCAGACGACGACGAACCAAGCUCAAAGCGAGCACGAGUUGAAAACAUUAAAACAGAAACUCCCCUUGAAGAAGUUGAAAUCGGCGAUCAGCAAUCAGUGUUAUUGAAAGUUGCUGGCCUUUAUGCAAGUCAUCUAUUAUCAGAUAUCAGUUUGGUAGUUGGAGAAAAUCGUUAUCCAGCUCAUCGUGUAAUUUUAUCUGCAAGCAGUGAAGUGUUCCAAUGUAUGCUGCUUAAUCCACAAUGGCAGGAAUGCAAAGAGAGUGUAAUAAAUCUAGUCGAGGAUCCUCAAAAUUGUCGAGUGUUUCCUCAGUUCCUGAAAUAUCUGUACACAGGACAAGUGAGAAUUUCAAUAGAAACAGCAAUGCCACUUCUCAGCCUUGCUGACAAAUACAAUAUCAAAGAUUUAAUAGUUUUGUGUAGAGAUUUCAUGUCGAAGAGUAUAGCAAUCGCUGGAAUUAAAGGAUAUCUUAUAUCAUGGCUUCAAUAUACUCUCUCAUUCAAUUAUCAUCAGCAAUUAACUAAUGAACUAAAAAACUUUCUUCGGCUCAACAUUGAAAUUGUCGGUUAUUCUAGAGAUUUCGUCGAUAUUGAUCCAAACAAUCUCGUCGUGCUUUUGCAACAAAACGAUUUGGUGAUUAAAAAUGAAGCUGCACUCUUUGAAAUUGUCGAGCGUUAUUUAAUGGCAAAACGGGAACAGAUUGAGCAUGAAGAAUCGUUAUCUGAUGAAGAGAAAGGAUGUCAUAUGAAAUCUCUGAUCGAGGGAAUUUGUAGUCAUAUACGCUUUCCUAUGAUGACCGUAUCUGAACUCGCAUCGAUACCACUCAAAGCUAUUACUUCAUUCAGCAAGGAAUUCUUUUGUGAUCGUAUGGCACUUGGAAUGUCUUUUCAUGCUGGACAACCGUUUCGUCUUUCAGAUUGUGAUAGCCACGAAAUCAACUUACAAUAUACGCCGAGGCUAUAUACUUGCGAUGUGUUUUGUCUGGAAAUGAAAGUAGAAGAGAUUCACAAUGUUGAUAAUUACAAAAAUUUUGGUGCUUGCUUCUUCAGUCUUUCAGAAUUUCCAUACAACAGCAAUGAUUCAUCUGAUGAGAACACAAUACAAUGGGAAAUUGAUUUCUUUCCUCGAGGAAUACGCUACAAUCGAGCACAAUUGAUAAAUGUGUACAACAUGCCAUUACAUCAUCAGGGUAAGGUUGAAGUACCUGAAACUAUUCUUAAAACUGUUCGAGUUCGUUGCACAUGUAAAGCAAAUUUAAUUGAAGAACAACGAUUUAAGAUUGCAGUUCUUGUCAGUGGAAAUCAAAACAACAUUACACACACAAGAACUCUUCACACCCGAAUUAAUUACUUCUCUCGUGAAAAUCGUGUAAUUAACAUCGAUAAUCUGGUUAACUAUGACGAGUUAUCCACAGAUCGAAGUCUUUAUUUAAUUGGUCCUAAUCAUGAUACUGUUCGUAUUCAUGUCAUUAUUACACCAAUGCAACAAGGACUCACACACGAUCCACCAAAUUUCGAUUUCAAAUGAGAUUUACUUCCAUUUAUUCUCUGUAGUGUCAUUAUUUUUAUCUUUUUCAUAAUGACAUAAUCAAAAAAAUACUUUCGAUUAAUAAAAUUAUUUAACAGAAUAAAA
Molecule: messenger RNA, 3591 nt
Organism: Clunio marinus
Lineage: Eukaryota; Metazoa; Arthropoda; Insecta; Diptera; Chironomidae
Source: the annotation of a GenBank genome assembly